AUGGAUAGUGUAAGAAGAACUGACGAUGUAGCAUCGGCUGACGGAAAUCUCCUAAAACCUCCAAAGGAAUUCACAACAGCUGCCCGAAAUCCAUUGAUGAAAGUUCGAACUUAUGUGUUGGCGCUGCGUCCGUGGUCGCUGAGCGGCAGCCUUUUGCCUACUUUGUUAGGCGCAGCACUAGCAUACCGGUUGCCGGGAGAUAAUGGUUUCAGCUGGCUUACAUUACUUCUUACCAUGUUUACAGUAAUUCCAGUCCAUGGAGCAGGCAAUGUGGUGAAUACAUAUUUUGACUUUGUAAAAGGUAUUGAUAACCGUAAAUCAGAUGACCGAACUCUAGUUGAUCACAUAUUAAGUAUAGACGAAGUUGUGUCUCUUGGAGCUAUACUUUAUAUGUCUGGAUGUGUAUUUUUUGUACUACUAGUAAUAAUGUCACCUGCCCAAAUGGAACAUUUAGCUCUAGUGUAUUUUGGAGGUCUGUCCUCAUCAUUUUUAUACACAGGGGGUAUAGGUUUAAAGUACAUAGCUUUAGGAGAUAUAAUUUAUCUAGUCAUAUUUGGCCCAGUUUCUGUUGUGUUUGCAUUUUUGGCCCAAACAGGAAGAGUUGUUUGGCCUAUUUUCUAUUAUGCUGUACCAUUGGCUUUAAAUACAGAAGCCAUUUUACACAGCAAUAACACUAGGGAUUUAGAAGCAGACAGCAAAGCAGAAAUUGUGACACUAGCAAUUUUAAUUGGAAAGACUGCAUCUCAUUUAUUAUAUGCAUUUUUACUAUUUACGCCAUAUAUUAUGUUUGUUGUGGCUUCUGUAAGGUGUUCUUUUUGGUUUUUGCUUCCAAUGUUAACCUUACACCAAGCUUUUGAAAUAGAGAGAAGGUUCCGUCGGCCUGAAACCAUGCAGUAUGUGCCCAGGCAAACUGCUAGGUUAAAUUUCUAUUUUGGAAUGUUGUAUGUAAUAGCCUGUCUUCUUGCAUCCAGACUUCCAUUCCUAAUAAGGGAAUAA
This is a messenger RNA of Pieris macdunnoughi, 996 nucleotides long. Lineage: Eukaryota; Metazoa; Arthropoda; Insecta; Lepidoptera; Pieridae. The record is from the annotation of a GenBank genome assembly.